UAUUUUUCAAGUUGUUUCUUAGUAAUUCAGGUAUUUCAGAGUAGCUAAACGAAAAAAUGAUUUGGAAAAUUAUAAUUUUGUUGUUGUGUUUUAACGUUUUAGUGAAUACUUCUUCUUCUCCUUCUGCCUCUUCUUCUGGAUGUUUACCACUCGGUCCUUGUGUAAACAUUUUGAACGCGAUCGCAAUAAAUAAACCACCGAAAUUAAAAUAUUCACGUACUGAAGAUUGGAUAGCUUCACUAAAAAUUCAGGAGAUUACAGAUUGGACUAAUUUGAUAAUGGAACCUACUGAAGAACAAAUAAAAAAAACAAAGAAAAGAUUAGAAAGCAGUGGAUGUCCAAGUGGAGCUUCGGGUGUUAUUUCUAUGAACAGUCAAUUUUGUAACUGGCCUAAUCAUAUAAAAAAUACACGUCAAGAUAAUUAUGACAUAAAUGCUUUAAAAAACUUGACAUGUAGACGUAUUCCAGAAAAACCAAUAUUAUACGUGGGCAAUUCUGAUAACCGUUCGGUGGCUAUCCCAGGAAUUGUAUUCACUUUCGCAAGCCUUGAACCAUAUGUGGAACCUGCUUCCACCAGUAGGCCCACCAUAGAAUAAUUUCAAUAUUCAAAAGUCCAUUAAUUUUAAAAUAUAUAAACUGAUGUAAAAAAAUCUAAACAUUUUAAAGAAUAUUUAAAUUUUAGUUCAUUUAUAUAAGAAAGAAUAUUUAUAUUCGGUUUGUAAACCGAAUUUAUUUACAUACCUAUUACAUAAAUUAUACUACACUUAUCUAAAACUUGUAAUUGUCU
This is a messenger RNA of Adelges cooleyi (spruce gall adelgid), 787 nucleotides long. RefSeq names its product E3 ubiquitin-protein ligase NRDP1-like. Gene Ontology annotation, molecular function: ubiquitin protein ligase activity. The record is from RefSeq and is a predicted model, not a curated record. The transcript has 3 exons. Gene Ontology annotation, biological process: protein ubiquitination. The coding region runs from base 57 to 596 and encodes 179 amino acids. Lineage: Eukaryota; Metazoa; Arthropoda; Insecta; Hemiptera; Adelgidae.